AUGGGCAAGGUCCACGGCUCUCUCGCCCGCGCUGGCAAAGUCAAGUCGCAAACUCCCAAGGUCGAGAAGCAGGAGAAGAAGAAGACGCCCAAGGGGCGCGCCCACAAGCGGGAUAUCUACACUCGCCGCUUCGUCAAUGUCACAUUGACAGUCGGUGGCAAGCGCAAGAUGAACCCCAACCCUACCGCAUAA
Lasiosphaeria miniovina is the source of this 192-nucleotide messenger RNA. Its product is annotated as ribosomal protein s30. Lineage: Eukaryota; Fungi; Ascomycota; Sordariomycetes; Sordariales; Lasiosphaeriaceae. The coding region runs from base 1 to 192 and encodes 63 amino acids. Gene Ontology annotation, biological process: translation. The record is from RefSeq and is a predicted model, not a curated record. The transcript is spliced from 4 exons. Gene Ontology annotation, molecular function: structural constituent of ribosome. Gene Ontology annotation, cellular component: cytosolic small ribosomal subunit; ribosome.